Molecule: messenger RNA, 3110 nt
Organism: Vidua macroura (Pin-tailed whydah)
Lineage: Eukaryota; Metazoa; Chordata; Aves; Passeriformes; Viduidae
Gene: MEX3C
Product: mex-3 RNA binding family member C
Exons: 2
Coding region: 73-1647 (524 amino acids)
Molecular function (GO): RNA binding
Source: RefSeq, a predicted model, not a curated record
GAGCCGCGCUGAGCUCCGGCCCCGCCGCUCAGCCCCGGCCAUGGCGGCUCCGCUCUCGUAGCCGAGGCCGCCAUGCCGAGCGGAGCCGCCGAGGCCAACGAGGCCGCCGAGCCGGCGCUGCUAAUCCUCCAGCAGCGCCUGCAAGGACUCGGCCUCCGCCAGCCCGGCAUGGAGGAGGAGGAGGAGGAUGACGGCGGCGAGGCGGAGCUGAGGGAAGAUGAGGACGAGGAGGCCGCGCUGUUGUUGCCGGCGCUGCUGCCGCGAGGCCUCGAUGUUGCCGGAGGCCAGGGAAUGAUGGCGGCGAUGCUGUCGCAGGCCUGCGGCGAGGCCGCGGCUGUGGGCGGCGUGCAGGCGCCGCUGCUCCGCAGGAAGAGCGUCAACACCACCGAGUGCGUGGCCGUGCCCAGCUCCGAGCAUGUGGCCGAGAUCGUGGGGCGCCAGGGCUGCAAGAUCAAGGCGCUGCGGGCCAAGACCAACACGUACAUCAAGACGCCGGUGCGCGGGGAGGAGCCGGUGUUCGUGGUGACGGGGCGCAAGGAGGACGUGGCCAGGGCCAAGUGGGAGAUCCAGUCGGCGGCCGAGCACUUCUCGCUGAUCCGGGCGUCGCGCGGCAAGGGCGCGGGGCCGGGCGGGCCGUGCCGCGCGCCCGCGCUGCCGGGGCAGACCACGGUGCGGGUGCGGGUGCCGUACCGCCUGGUGGGGCUGGUGGUGGGCCCCAGGGGCACCACCAUCAAGCGCAUCCAGCAGCAGACGCACACGUACAUCGUGACGCCCAGCCGCGACAAGGAGCCCGUGUUCGAGGUGACGGGCAUGCCCGAGAACGUGGAGCGCGCCUGCAAGGAGAUCGAGAUGCACAUCGCCGUGCGCACCGGCGCCUUCCUGGAGCUCGGCGACUUCCGCGCCGACGGCACCGACGUCGGCUUCGAGGGCGGCCCCGCCUGGCCGGGCGCCCGCCCCACGCACCGCGCCCGCGCCAGGAUGGUCUCCAGCCACCGCAACGACAGCUCCAGCUCCCUGGGCAGCGGCUCCACCGACUCCUACUUCGGCGGCGGCCACCUGGCCGACUUCAGCCCCACCAGCCCCUUCGGCGCCAGCAGCUUCUGGUUCGGGGAGGCGCUGCCGGCCGUGGGCACGGAGGAGCUGGCGCUGGACUCCCCCGGCUACGAGCCCCUGCCCGCGCCCUCCCCGACCAUAUGGUCGCCCUUCGAGCCCGCGGCCGCCCUGUCCGGGCUGGGCGGCGAGGCGGCGGGCGGCGCCGGGGCCCCGUGCCGCGGCAGCUGGCCCCCCACGCCCCGCCUGUCGCCCACCUUCCCCGAGGGCCUGGAGCGCCCGCCGGCCAGGCAGGACCACGGCGACCCGCCGGGCUGCGCCCGCCGGCCCGGGCUGCCCGUCUACGUCCCCGCCUUCUCCAACGGUACCAACAGCUACUCCUCGUCCAACGGCGGCUCCACGUCCAGCUCGCCCCCCGAGUGCCGGCGCAGGCACGACUGCGUCGUCUGCUUCGAGAGCGAGGCCCGCGCCGCCCUCCUGCCCUGCGGCCACAACCUCUUCUGCCUGCGGUGCGCCGGCCUCGUCUGCGGCAGGGACGCGCCCGCCUGCCCCGUGUGCCAGAGCGCGGUCACUCAGGCCAUCCAGAUCCACUCCUGAGCAGGCCCCGGGCCGCGGGGGCGCCGGUUCCACCGCCGGGCUCGCCCGGGGCCGGGCCGUCGCGGCCGCUGCGGUGACGCCGGCGCCGGGCGCGCUCUGCGGCUCCGUGCGGGCAGCGGGGCUCAGCAGAGAGCGAGCGGAGCGGGGGACGCUGCGGCGCGUGAGGGGAGGUUUCACCCGCGACACAGCGGCUGAAAACGCAAAUGUUCCGGGCCUCGUAAAGGGCCUCCGUCACGGCCACGCCUCUGUGCCGGCAGCCGGAGCCUCGCUGCCCCGCAGAGGCGUCGCCCGCCCUGGAGGGCUGCGGCACCGUCAGCCACCCACACUUCCAAUGCUGCCUUCUCUACACUGCCAGUGCUCAAAGCAGGUUUGGGGAAACUCCUUUUCUUUCGCUCCCUACCACCGCUGGCGCCUCACCCUCCGGCACUGCAAACACCUCCACCGGGACGCUGAGGCGCGGGCAGGGCCGGGUGUCCGAGGGCCGGGGCCCUCGGGGUGAGGGUGCUGACAUUCCGUUUGUCCGAUCAAGCUGUUCCGAAAUCACCUCCUAGCGAGUCUGCGGAUCAAAAUGUGAAGCAUCGUUAUGUCCAGUCCUCGUCUUGCACAUGGUAUAGAUUUAUGUUUUAUUUUUAGUAAGGAAAAGGAAAACCGGGGAGUUGUGCGCGUGCCCUGGCGUUGUUAAUCGUUUCUCAGCGGCUGUGGCCCUGCAAUCAGUUUGCUUCGUUUCAAAAAUGUCUUUCCGAUCAUGAGUUUAGAAAAGGAAAAAGGAAAAGAUAGUUUCUUGGAUACUCUUGCAUUUCAACCUGUGGAUGUUUCCAGCUCUUUCAUCCUCAGUAUGUUCCCAAAUCUGUGCUGGCAUAUGUUAAAGCAACAAGAAGAAGCAAACAGAACAAUAUGAAAAAACAAAACAAAAAAAGGAAGAAAGGAAAAGAAAAAUACAUAAAAAGUGGAGUUCUGGUGGAUUUUUUCUAUUUUUUUUUUUUUUUUUUUGGAAGCAUUAUUUUCCCAAGAGAAAGCUUUUUUCUCAGUAUAACAGAAAAAAACAAGACAUAAUGAAAUUACACGUAUGUUGAACUAGUAAAUACACAGAAAACUUUAUUUUUUAUUUCCACUUGAAGAGUUACAUUUCGUAUUAAAAGUUUACAGAUAACAGUUUUUAUUUUGUGAUUCCAAGUCUGGGAGCUGCCCUGAGGGCACGGGCCUGUCCUGCACCACUCCACGGCUCUGGGUACGAGCCAAGGCCCCAAGCAGGGCCGGUGUCCGAGCAUGGCCGGUGUCCGAGCAGGGCCGGUGUCUGAGUACGGCCCCUGUCCGAGCAGGGCCGGUGUCCGAGCAGGGCCAGUGUCUGAGUAUGGCCCCUGUCCGAGCAGGGCCGGUGUCUGAGCAGGGCCGGUGUCCGAGCAGGGCCGGUGUCUGAGUACGGCCCCUGUCCGAGCAGGGCCGGUGUCCGAGCAGGGCCAGUG